AUGAUGUCCUUACGCAUAUGUACUGCUGAAUCUUGUAAACGAGCUGCCAGCGCUCUCUGUAUUAGCUGUGAACAAGAUUUUUGCAUCGUUCAUUUCAAUGAACAUUCAGAUUCACUCGUCAUUCAAUGUUUACAGUUGGCUGAUGUAAUUAACAAACUAUUCGAUCAAGUUAAUAAUAUUUCGACAUUUCGACCUGAUUUUCUUAUUGAACUUGACAAAUGGUGUCAAGAAGCACAUCGAGAAGUUAACAAAUUUUGCGAAAAGAAAAAACAAGAAUUUAAAGAAAUUUUUCACAAAGAACAAGAUCAACGGACAACUGAACUCGAUCGAUUACGAGGUCAAAUUACUCAAUUAAUUUUAGAACAAGAAGUAACCGAAGACUUCAUUGAUUCGAUCGACAACUCGAUUCAAUCUCUUCAACGUCAAAUAGAUCAAUUUCAAUCUGCUCAUUUGACUCUUCGUCCACUAGUCAUCGAUGAUGAUCUCGUUGCUUUUCAUCAACAAAUAUCAAGUUAUAAUGAUCUAUUGCCUUUACCGUCUCCACAGCGUACAAUUCAGCUGGAAAACAAUUGGUAUUCUGUCGCCGCUAAAGACAAUUUCCUCUUGGUGCAACACGAUUCGAAACUAUGCAUAUUGGAUGAACAAUUGAAUGUCGUUAAAGAAACUCCAUGGACUCAUCAUAUUAUUCUAGAUAUGUUCUGGUCAAAGCUACUCGCUCAAUUUAUUAUAAUUAGUUUUGAAGGCAUUUUCGUUCUCGAUGAAAACUCAAUGAUCAUCAAUCAAUUGCCAAUUGCUUGCCAUAAUAACAAGAAGACUUGGUAUUGUGGCACGUGUACGAAUAAGAAUUUAUUUCUCUCAGUUGAAGGUAUCAGUUCAUCUAUCUACAAGUAUACUCUUCUGCCAUCAAUUCAAUUGAUCAAAGAGUAUCGAUCACCUAUAUCCUGCAAAGAAGAUGAACGUAUUCAAGAUUUAUCAUCAAGUAAAAAUGUAUUGGCUAUCGUUAUUAAAAAUUACCGAAACGAAGUACACUUCGAUUUGUGUUCAUCAAGAACACUUGAACGACAAUGGUCAAUUGAACUCAAUUGGAUGACUGGUUCGUGUGCAAAUCGAUGUUGCUUGUUGAGACAUGACGAAUG
Molecule: messenger RNA, 1136 nt
Organism: Rotaria sp. Silwood1
Lineage: Eukaryota; Metazoa; Rotifera; Eurotatoria; Philodinida; Philodinidae
Source: the annotation of a GenBank genome assembly